CAAUCCUAACUGCAUGAGCGGAAACAAUAUCAAGUUGUGUUGUGAAAGCAGUGUACAGUAAGUAGGAAUCUGCUACGCCCAGGGAAGGUCAGUACUUAAUCAUCAUUUGGCGGAACAAAUGUCCAUUAAAUUUCCCCUAAACGUGAGUCAACACGGAAGAAAGGUAAUAUAGAUGUGCGGCGAGUAUCUUUUUCAAUUCCACAGGACACUGCCCUGUAACGAUGACUGAUCCGAAGUACUCCAGCGAAAAUCCGAUUGGAAAUUUAGACGACGAGGAAUGUGACGAAAUUUGUGCUUUCUGUAUAAUCGCAAGCGGAGCCUGUCCAUACACUGACAUACUGUUUGAUGAUGGAGACAUUGUUUGUUUCCAGGACAUUAAUCCAGGAGCAACUCAUCACUAUCUGGUUAUUCCAAAAAAACAUAUCCACAGUUGCAAGUCACUUGAAGCAGACGAUAUCAGUCUUGUGAAGAAGAUGGCAGAAAUAGGAAGACAAGUAUUAAAAGACAAGAAUGUCACAAAUUUUGAGGACAUCAGCCUAGGCUUCCAUGUGCCGCCGUAUAUCACCGUCCCCCACCUGCACCUGCAUGUUCUUGCACCUUUUAGUCAACUUUCUAUAGGAGUAAGGUUCAAGUUUAGAGACUGCUGGUACCUCACAGUGGAGAAUUUGAUUCAGAUUCUGGAAAAGAAAAAGGCUCGUCUUAAUAUUAAAUUGAUUAAAUGCUUGCCUUCAAGUAUAUGAAAGCAUGUAAACACAACCCACUUUAGUGCAAUAUUCUUUAUAAUGUUCAUUUCCAUAGUUUGAUUUCAGCUUAAAAGGCAAGUUAAUGCAUUAUUGUUUGUUUGUUUGUGUCUGUUACCUAAUAGUAUGUUGACUGGGAAUGUGGUCUUCUGACAUGACCAUUUAAAAAAUAUUUAUAUGACUAUUUAUAAAUCUAUUUUAUAACUGAUGAUUAAGUGAUUUUGUAAAAUUAGCUUGGAACUGAUAUGUUGAUGUCUUUGUAGUUGUUUGUGUUAUAUUAUACACUGGCAUUACAAUGAAUUCAUUUUUUAGCCUUUAUCUUUUAUAGGAGAUUGAAUUGGAGACAGGCAAGUUGGGAUUGAUUCUUUAAUCAGUACAUGUGUCACAAUAAUUGAACUCAUGACUUUUUGUUACUACAGAAAAAAAUCAUUGUAUCAUAUGUUAUGUUCUCGCUGUAUUUUUGUGAAUUAUUACCUGGAAUGAUUAAAAACUGACCAUAAACUUGA
Molecule: messenger RNA, 1246 nt
Organism: Misgurnus anguillicaudatus (oriental weatherfish)
Lineage: Eukaryota; Metazoa; Chordata; Actinopteri; Cypriniformes; Cobitidae
Product: adenosine 5'-monophosphoramidase HINT3
Molecular function (GO): catalytic activity
Source: RefSeq, a predicted model, not a curated record